AGAGGCAGGGUUGAGACCCAGAGAGGCCAAGAGAACACUCAGGAUCACACAGCCAGCCCCAGGGCUCAGGAAUCCUCCACUUUUCCGGACCAAAUUCAGUUUCCUCUGCCUCUUUUCAUAUCGGUGGUGGCUUUUUCCCUGACUUGUCUGGGGGCGGGGGCAAGGAGAAAGGCCAGAGAAUGUCGUCCCAGGCGGUGGGGAACCAGACCUCCUCUCAAGCCACGGAUGACUACUCCUAUGGCAACUGGUACAUCGACGAGCCCCAGGGUGGCCAGGAGCUCCAGCCAGAGGGGGAAGUCCCCUCCUGCCACCCCAGCGUGCUGUCCGGCCUCCUCCACGCCUGCCUGGCUGUGCUGUCGAUCCUUGUGCUGCUGAUGCUGGCUGUGCUUGUGAGGCGCCGCCAGCUCUGGCCCCGCUGCGGGCACGGCAGGCCUGGACUGCCCAGCCCUGUGGAUUUCUUGGCUGGGGACAGGACCUGGAUGGUGCCUGCCGCUGUCUUCACGGUCCUCUUCAGCUCCUUGUGUUUGCUGUUCCCCGCCGAGGACCCGCUGCCCUUCCUGACUUUGGCCUCACCCACUAGCCGAGAUGGAGAAAGUGAGGCUCCCAGAGGGCCCUGGAAGAUCCUCGCCCUGCUCUAUUACCCUGCCCUCUACUACCCUCUGGCCGCCUGUGCCACGGUCAGGCACGGAGCCGCACACCUGCUGGGCAGCACACUGUCCUGGGCUCACUUCGGGGUCCAGGUGUGGCAGAGGGUAGAGUGCCCCCAGGCACCCAAGAUCUACAAGUACUACUCCCUGCUGGCUUCCCUGCCUCUGCUUCUGGGCCUCGGAUUCCUGAGCAUUUGGUACCCGGUGCAGCUGGUGAGAAGCUUCAGCCACAGGACAGGAGUGGGCUCUGAGGGGCUGCAGAGCAGUUACUCUGAGGAAUAUCUGAGGACCCUCCUUUGCCGAAAGAAGCUGGAAAGAAGCUCCCACACCUCCAAGCACGGCUUCCUGUCCCGGGUCUGGAUCUGCUACGGAAACUACAUCUACACUCCACAGCGAGGAUUCCGACUCCCUCUGAAGCUGGUGCUUUCGGCCACCUUGACGGGGACAGCCAUCUACCAGGUGGCCCUGCUGCUGCUGGUGGGCGUGGUACCCACCAUCCAGAAGGUGAGGGCGGGGAUCACCACGGACGCCUCCUACCUACUGGCCGGCUUUGGGAUCGUGCUCUCAGAGGACAGGCAGGAAGUGGUGGGGCUGGUGAAGCAUCAGCUGUGGGCUCUGGAAGUUUGCUACAUCUCGGCCUUGGUCCUGUCGUGCUCACUCACCUUCCUCAUGCUGAUCCGCUCACUGGUGACACACAGGGUCAACCUGCAAGCUCUGUACCGAGGGGCUGCCCUGGACCUGGGCCCCCUGCCCCGGAGUCCCCACCCCUCCCGCCAGGCCAUAUUCUGUUGGAUGAGCUUCAGUGCCUACCAGACUGCUUUUACCUGCCUUGGGCUCCUGGUGCAACAGAUCAUCUUCUUCUUGGGGAUCAUGGUCCUUGCCUUCCUGGUGUUCAUGCCCGUGCUCCACGGCAGGAACCUCCUGCUCCUCCGAUCCUUGGAGUCCUCAUGGCCCUUCUGGCUGACCUUGGUCCUGGCCGUGGUCCUGCAGAACAUGGCAGCCCACUGGAUCUUCCUAGAGACUCGCCAUGGACACCCAGAGCUAACCAACCGGCGAGCGCUCUCCGCAGUCACGUUCUUUCUCUUCCCCAUCAACGUGCUGGUGGGCGCCGUGGUGGCUGCCUGGCGAGUGCUCCUCUCUGCCCUCUACAAUGCUGUCCACCUUGGCCAGAUGGACUUCAGCCUGCUGCCACCUCGAGCCGCCAAUCUCGACCCCGGCUACCACACAUACUGCAGCUUCUUGAAGAUCGAGGCCAGCCAGUUGCAUCCAGCCACGACAGCGUUCUGUGACCUGCUUCUGCGAACACAGCGGCCCCAGCCUCUCCGGGGCCCCCAGGAUGGCCUCAGACACGGGGAGGAAGAAGAAGGGAUACAGCUGCUGCAGACCAAGGACCCCGUGGCCAGAGGAGCAGGGCCCAGGGCCCGCCAAGGCAGGGCCCGCUGGGGUCUGGCCUACACGCUGCUGCACAACCCGGCCCUGCAGGCCUUCCGGAAGACGGCCCUGUCGGGGGCCUAGGUCAACAGAGCCCAGCCCCGAGGGUGCGGGAAGCCACCGUGUCCUUGUUUGUGCUGGGGUCCUCCCCUCCUCCCAGCCCACUCCCUCCCCAGCGUCCCCAGCGUCGCCCCCCAGCCAGGGCAGCCUCUCUGCCAGCAAGUUCCCCGGAUCAGCGACCAGCACCAGAAGCCAGGGGUCGCUGUGGUUGGAUGGAGGUCUGCCCACACCAGGAGCUUCCAGAGGGCUCUGGUCUGCACCCUUCGUCUUGGGAAGCCAGCAAGGGCUCCAGAGGAAGUAAUUGGUGGUAUAGGCUCUUGGUCUGGGAGCCAGUGGAACCAGGGAGGCCACAUCCAGGCCCCUCCCCAUGCUGGCAAUGCCACCAGUCUCAGCCUCACUGCGGUCUUCUCCUGCCUGGCCUUGGUGAGGUUCAGCCCAGAACAGCUUCACGUUCCAGCUCAGCCCCACCUCAGCCUUGGAUCUCACCACCACGGAACCAGACACAGGGCUUCCUCUCUCCUCCAGCUUCCCCCUCUCCUCUUGGGGGGGCCUCGUGCCUUCCUGCGAGGCAGCCCAGGAGGAAGCCAUGGGCUCCUACUGGGCAGCAAAGUCGUGGCUCAAAGCAGGCCCCACACCGAGCUGGCCACACUUGAGAGCCUGAUAUUUUUGCAAUUGGUAUGCCUUUAGAUAUUAUGAAAGGGGUUAGUGUGCUCCUUGUAAUAAACUUGUCCCUGAGAAA
Prionailurus viverrinus (fishing cat) is the source of this 2877-nucleotide messenger RNA. RefSeq names its product signaling receptor and transporter of retinol STRA6 (gene STRA6). Gene Ontology annotation, biological process: vitamin A import into cell. The record is from RefSeq and is a predicted model, not a curated record. The coding region runs from base 180 to 2162 and encodes 660 amino acids. NCBI's taxonomy places the organism in Eukaryota, Metazoa, Chordata, Mammalia, Carnivora, Felidae. Gene Ontology annotation, molecular function: retinol transmembrane transporter activity; signaling receptor activity. Gene Ontology annotation, cellular component: plasma membrane. The transcript has 20 exons.